AUUGCCGAUGCCGACUUCUGUUGCGAGUUUCGCGAGGAUUUCCAUCUUGUCCCUCUCUCACUCCACUGUUCGUCGGCAAAGAGGCUAUUGAUUUUGGAAUCCUCAACUCCGUUUUCUUUCGCAGUCUCUUCGGUCCCACUUUCCACGAAAUUGAACCCCGCGCCUUUCCGAUAUCAAUAAAUUUUAAUGUCUGCUUUUGGCGAGGCGAUCCCGAAUGCUGGUGAUGGAGAUCGGCAUGGUUGCCGAGGAGGUGAUGGCAUUAACGACGACGACGACGACGACGACGACGACGACGACGACGACGAUGCUGGGAAACCGGCCACGGAUGAAGAUGGAAAGAAGGGGCACACAAAAUAUGGAUUUGGAAAAGAUAUUGGAAAGGCGAAGCAGGUGGUCCUGCAUCAAUUCUCGAAAGCCAAGAAACAACUCCACAAUAGAAGGCACAAAAGAGCUCUUCGCAUAUCUUCUGGGUCUGGAGCUUCUAUUGUAAGCAGAGCUUCAAGCAAGACGAUUCGUGGUGGUUCUGGUGCGGGAUGCUACUUCUGUUUUUCGCGCCCUCAAGUUGUGGAAUCACCUACUGGGUCUCCGUCAAGCGACCCUAAUGCUCCAAGUUUCACUUACGUAAUGUUGAAAACUUUAAUAGAGAAGAAUGAUUUCUAUUCCAGAGAAUGCAAUCCCCAUGUUGAUUAAUUUUGCUAGUCUUCACAUGAUACAGUUAAUGAGUUCAAGAUUCUUCGCGUUCAGUUCUUCUCUCAAUGCGCUGUUGAUUUCUUUGUUGUUUGGAUGGGAUUUUUCUGAAAUCUUAGUUUAUUGUUCCUUCCCUUGGAGUGGGUACGCAAAUGGAUGAAGUUUGGCUUUGGGGCAGUGAUGGAUAUUCGAUAACUUGAAUAAGUGCAUCGUAGAGUUGAGAUACCUCGCAUUUUAAAAGGCUGAUUCCAUUGCUACCAUAGUUUGUGUUCACUCAGUACUAUGGUCAGACAAGUUGUAGACGAAGCACUUUCAAUCCAAUAAUUACUUGAUCAAGAUUUGGAACAUGUUUUAGUUACCUUUUGGUGAUUAUGCAUCUCGAGUCGUGAUCCUUUUGGCAGCUCUGCAAAAUAGGUAUGGUCUGGAAAGGACCUCAUGUUACCUGGAUGCUCAAUCCCUUGCAGGUUAAUAUGCAGAGAGAAACAAACCGGUUUGAUAGAUGGCUGAAGGUUGUUUGAUCAACUGUUGGGAUAAAAGAAGUUGAUGAAAAAUAGACUCAUGGCAAUUCUGGGACCUCUACUUUUCUUCAAGCAGAGAAGCGGUGAAUGUAGUAAUACUGAAACUUUUGAAACCUUGUUAUUUGGCUCUCAUUUUUAUUUUAGGAUUUUUUAUUUUUUUUAUGUAUAUGCAUUUUUUUUCAUUCAUCCUGUGAAAGGUUUUAAUGGUAAUACCAAUAGCCAUUGUCAA
This is a messenger RNA of Prosopis cineraria, 1434 nucleotides long. RefSeq lists its product as uncharacterized. Lineage: Eukaryota; Viridiplantae; Streptophyta; Magnoliopsida; Fabales; Fabaceae. The transcript has a single exon. Bases 187 to 690 code for a protein of 167 amino acids. The record is from RefSeq and is a predicted model, not a curated record.